AUGGCGGCCAUCGGACCCUGGAACAGCCCGGGCGGCGCGGGCUCGGAGGCGCUGGCCCUGGCGGCGGAGCUGCAGGGCGAGGCGACCUGCUCCAUCUGCCUGGAGCUGUUCCGGGAGCCGGUGUCGGUCGAGUGCGGCCACAGCUUCUGCCGCGCCUGCAUCGCGCGCUGCUGGGAGCGCACGGGCGCCCGCGCCCCGGCCGGGCCGUCUCCGGGACCCCUGCCCUGCCCGCAGUGCCGCGAGCCCGCGCGCCCCGGCCAGCUGCGCCCCAACCGCCCGCUGGCCGCCAUGGCCGCGCUGCUCCGGCGCUUCGGCCCGGCCCCCGGCCCCGCCGGCAAGCGGGGCACCCCGGAGACGCCGGCCGUCCCCGUGCGCACCUGCGCGCUCCACGGGGAGCAGCUCAAGCUCUUCUGCCAGGACGACGGGCGCGCCAUCUGCGUGGUGUGCGACCGCGCCCGCGAGCACCGCGCGCACGCCGUGCUGCCCCUCGACGAGGCCGUGCAGGACGGCAAGGAGCUCUUGGAUUCCAGGCUGAAGGUCCUGAAGAAGGAGCUGGAAGAUUGUGAGGUGUUCCGGACUACGGAAGAGAAGGAAGGCAAGGAGCUCCUGAUGCAGAUGGCCACGGAGAAAGAGAAGGUGGGGGCUGAGUUCCAGGCACUGAGAGCUUUCCUGGUGGAACAGGAAGGGCGUCUCCUGGGCCGCUUGGAAGACCUGUCCCGGGAAGUGACCCAGAAGCAGAAUGAGAACCUGGCCCAGCUCAGGGCUGAGAUCACUCAGCUCUCCAAGCUCAGCAGCCAGAUCCAGGAGACAGCUCAGAAGCCUGACCUCGACUUCCUCCAGGAAUUCAAAACUACAUUAAGCAAGUGUAGCAAUGUGCCUGGUCCCAAGCCAACCACAGUCUCCUCUGAGAUGAAGAAUAAAGUUUGGAAUGUUUCUCUCAAGACUUUUGUCUUAAAAGGGCUGCUGAAGAAGUUCAAAGAUGAUCUUCAGGGAGAGCUGGAGAAAGAGGAGAAAGGCUCACCCUUGGACCCCGACACGGCGAACCCGCGCCUGCUGCUGUCCCUGGACCUGAAGAGCGUGCGUCUGGGCCCGCGGGCGCAGGAGCUGCCGGGCCACCCGCGGCGCUUCGACACCAACACGCGCGUGCUGGCGUCCAGCGGCUUCACGUCGGGGCGCCACCACUGGGAGGUGGAGGUGGGCCCCAAGGACGGCUGGGCCUUCGGCGUGGCCCGCGAGAGCGUGCGGCGCCAGGGCCUGGUGCCCUUCACGCCCGAGGAGGGCGUGUGGGCGCUGCAGCUGCACGGCGGCCAGUGCUGGGCCGUCACCAGCCCCGAGCGCACGCCCCUGCGCUGCGCGCUGGCGCGCGUGCGCGUGGCGCUGGACCUGGAGGCCGGGGCCGUGGCCUUCUACGCCGCCGAGGACCUGCGCCACCUCUACACCUUCCGGGUCAACUUCCAGGAGCGCGUCUUCCCGCUCUUCUCCGUCUGCUCCCCGGGCACCUACCUGCGGAUCUGGCCUUGA
Dipodomys spectabilis (banner-tailed kangaroo rat) is the source of this 1521-nucleotide messenger RNA. It is a transcript of the gene Trim7, whose product is annotated as tripartite motif containing 7. Lineage: Eukaryota; Metazoa; Chordata; Mammalia; Rodentia; Heteromyidae. The record is from RefSeq and is a predicted model, not a curated record. Gene Ontology annotation, molecular function: protein binding; zinc ion binding.